AAUAGUAAAUAAAUAAGCAUAAAUACGUGGUGAAGCAACGACAAACACUGAGUUGACGGUAAAAAGCAAAGAAUAAAAAGGAGAAAGGCAAUCUGAAAGGAGAAAGAAGAAGAAGAAGAGAAACGAAUUUCUUGAGUCGAAGGAAGGGAUACAAGUAUUAUUGGAAAGAAAUGUAUGGAAGGUAAGGUAGCCGCGGAGAAAGAUCGAGACUUGCCGAUUAAUUUUAAUGUAUUUAUAUAUUGUAUAUUGGAUUCCUUUGAAAUGAAAGAUAAAAGCAGAAGAAACCAUUGCAGUGUGAACAAGUGUGUCUCAAUUUACUGAAAGAAACCCGGUUCUUGUCAUUGAUUUUGGAGCCUUGAUUGGAGUUAUUCAGCUCGGAAAGGGAUCUAUCUGAUUAUUGUUGUUGCCCUAGAUUUCUGUUUCUGUUUGUGUGUUCUCAGUGUCUAGCGUGAGAUAGGCAGAACACAAGCUACAACGGCAUCCUGCAGGACCUGUGGUGGAAAGCCGUUGGGUGAUGAGAGAGACUCACCACCUGGUAGCAUGCUGGGCACAAUUAGUUUGGAAGUUGCCAGUUUUAUCAGUUCUGACUUGACUUGGAAGGGCUCAAAAGGUAAAAGGAGUUCAUUGAGGCGGGCCAAGAAGUCUGUUUCAAGAAACUUGAAACGUUGUGGGGAGCUUGUCAACCAGUACUCGAAAACUCUGGACAUGCCGGUUUCUGAAUCUGAGAAGCUUGGAGUAAGUGUUCUUGGUUGCCGCUUUAGUGAGAAGGCAGAACUUAUGCCAAUUAAGAAAAGAAGAUUUGUGUAUAGAUCACCAUCGCCACCACCUAGGGCUACUUCACCACAAUCUGAGGAAACUGAGACUGAGAGGCCCUCCAAGAUGAAACCUGGAGUAAUUGAUUGCUCUGCUUCUGCAAAUGACUUGGGUCAAAUUGUUGACAAUGUGUGUGAUGCUGAUGAGACAAAUAUGGAAAGGGUAAAAGGAUGUGUGGAUGAAAAUGAGGACUUCUCGGGUAUUUCUAUACUUGCAGCUGCUGCAUGCAGUAAAGGUUUUGGAGGGGAAGAUGGUCCCACUGAGGAUGGCUCAGGAGUUGAAGAAUCUUUUGUGUGUGAAGUUGAAAACUCAACUAAAGGAAGUAGUUCUUGCAUUUCUGCAUUGCCUGCUGAAGAAGCUACCUUUCUAAGAAAGGUUAAUUCCUCUGAAAGUGAACUAUUGUGCAGAAACAAUAUGGAAGAUACUUCUGUGCAGGAUCAUCUAAUUACGAAGGAUGUCUUAAUCCAUAAAGUUGAGGAAAGUGCUAGAAAACAGGGAUUCUCUUCAAGAGAUGACCGUUUGCACUGGGAUUUAAAUACUUCAAUGGAGUCCUGGGAACAUCCUUUUGACUAUCAAAUUGUGGAUUCUAAUAAUGAUGCUGUGGAUGGUGUUGCUAAAGAUGCAGAUUAUGGUAACCAUAUAAAUAAGGUGAUAAACUCGGAAGACCAUGAACUGCAAAGUCUGUAUAGUGAUGGUAAAGUUGGUGCUGAAAAAGAAAUGCCACCUAGUGAUUCUACAGAAAUGGAAGACCGUGAACUGCAAAGUCUGUAUAGUGAUGGUAAAGUUGGUGCUGAAAAAGAAAUGCCACCCAGUGAUUCUACAGAAAUGGUUAAUACAUUGAAUCAAUUUAGAAUAGAGGAGCACAAAUCAAAAGUGUGCACUGAUUCUGGCCAUGCUGCAUACAUGGAAGAAAACAUUCUUUCAUCUGAGCUCAAAGAAGCUGUGAAGGUGAAUCAAUCUAAGGGAAGUGUAGAAUUGCAGAGUCAAGAAACAAUUAAUAUUGAAGCUCAACCUGGUGAUUUUGUUCCAGCCGAUGAUGUUAAGAGACUUUCUGCUUCUAUUAGCAAGUAUAGAAAUAUCGCAGAUGACAAUGUUUCCUCUGGCUGUACAGGUGGUAUUCAGGGCUUAUCUUCACAUGGGGUUGGCAAUUUGGAUUCGUGUUCAGAUAACAAUCUACCUACUAAACCUAAUUACAAUGCAAGCAGCUCUUCAGCAGAUGCUGGUCUGCUUAAUUCCUCCAGUUCUCAGGUUGAGAAGCUGGAGGUUGCACCUUCUCUAGCUUUGUCUGAUUUUUCCAUCAAUGAGAUUGGGGGUGUGUUAGAUAAAGCUGUUGAUGAUACAAAGGAAAUUUCUGCUUCAUUUGAGGACACAGAUGUUCCUAUGGAUAUCGAUCCUGUGGAAACAGGGCAGCCACCAAAAAUAGAGUCUCUUUGUGCUGUUCCGCAGAUCUCUGCCUGUUCUCCUCUAGGUGUUGAUAUGCCUACUGUAAGUUCAUCAAUUGAAGCUCAGCCAACAUUGUCUGUGGAUCUAAAGGUGCAACAUGCCAAAGUUUCUGUGCUUGAUCAUGCAGAAACUAAUACUUUACUGAAUAAUGAUGGCAAGGCACCUGAAAAAAGGUGUAUAGAAAAGUCUGCUGAAAUGUUGCAAGAAUGUUCUGUUCUUAGCUCUCAUGAUGUAUCAAGUAGAAGCAAUAAUGGGGAUCUUGUAAAUACUUCUGAUAGGAUGGCCUCAGAAGAACCUUUGGACAAUGGUUAUGGUUCGGAUGUUUCUCAUGAUUUUACUCAUGUGAAGUCGACUGAGCUCUUAGAUUAUGAUUCACAGUAUGAAGACGGCGAGGUCAGGGAAUCAAUUGUACAUACGUGGGAAGAAUAUGAUGGGGAAGAAAUGGAAACAGAACAUGUAGACUAUGGAUCUGACAAUGCUAAUAAUCUGGGUUGUGAAGCUGAAAAAAAUGUGAAGCGUACACAAGAAACUGACUUCCAACCUUGCCCAAGUGGCUCAUCUGGAUCUGGUAAGGAAAGACCAUUGAAAGGGAAAGAUGGAAGGAUCGAGAUUGAGUCAGGUGAUGAAGCAGGCACUGACAAGGUUAUGGAGGAUGUUGUUGUUUCUAGGGUAGAUGAUACAAAGAAUCCAAUUCUUUCAGCUGAAUCAGCUGAGAAAGCAUCUGGCUGGGAUCAUAAAAAUCUUUCAGAUACAUUGAUUGCAGAGAUUGAUGGCAGCAGUAGGAAGAACAUUAUUGAUGAUUGUAUAGAUGUCCAAGACACAGAUGGUACUGAGGUGAGGGUGGUCAGACCAAGAGAGUUGAAGAGGGAAUUGCUAUCACAUAUUGAAGGACGAGUUUCUCAUGAUGUAUAUUUAAAUGAAGACAAACCUUACAUGCAAGAAAGCAGUGAUACUGAUAACAACACUAAUCCUAGAUCUGAAAGGGAUCCUGGAUAUGGAGAAUCUCAGGGUAGGGGCAGAUAUAAUCAGCAUGUUCAUGCAAGAGGUCAGGGAAGUGAUCAUUGGGUAAAUUCUGCUGAAAGUCAAAGGUGUCUUAAACGCUAUCAUUCACCUAAUUAUCAUGGCCCAACAUCUUUUCGCCGUCCAGGGCCUGAAAAUGGUUCCUUUGGCAGACAAAAGAUUGUUGCAUCUUCAUUUGGUGUACAUCGGCACCUUACUAGAAGUGGGUCUCCAGUAGACAGGGAUGAGGCAUUUCGUUUGCGUUUGGGUUUUAGACCCUCUAGAGAGCUGAGUCCUAGUCGGUGUGUUACUCUUGGCAGAGGCAGGUCCCUAAGAUAUGGUUCUCGAGUGGAUGAGAGAGGCUUCAGGGGAAGAUACCAUGGUUGCUCUGAGACUUCAUUGAACCAUUCCCAUCCUUCAGCCAAGAGAGAGAGAAGCUUUUCACCCAAUGAAAGAAGAGGUGAAGACUGUGCACAUAAAUCCCUGUCAAAGUCUCCUUCAAGGUCUAGAACUUGCUUUCCUGACUCAGGUAAUCCAAAUUUAAAACACCGAAGUAAAUCGCCUAAUUUCAGAUCUGAGGCAAGAGUGGCAAGAGGGAAGUCACCUCAUCACCGGUCUGGUUUUUUGGGAGACCGUGUGGUAGGAUUUAGGACAAUGCACAGGAGUCAUGGUUCUCCACCUCAUAACUCCAGAUGGAUUGGUGAUUGGAAAGAUGGUGUGGUUCAUCUUAGGGAACAAGGUUUAAAUCAACGUACUUCUGUUUUAGACAGGAGAUCACCAGGAAAGUUUGGCCCAUGUGAUGACAGGUUUAAUGUCGAUUCUCUACGAAACUACAGAUAUGUGCAGCCUGGAAGAUUUACAGAAAUGGAUGGAGUUGGUAGAGGACGGGUAAGGUAUGAGGGCAGUGAUGAGACUAGGGAGAAGCAUAGUUGUAGAUUUGGGCCAUUUCCCCCUGCAAAGCGAUAUGGUAUGGAUAGUGUUGUGAAACCUUUCCGUUAUAAUUUGGAUGAUGGAUUUGUAAAGGCUCGUAUUUCUCGUUAUGGAGAUGCUUCUGAUUUUCAUGGCAGAGUAAGACCUAAGGAACUUAGCAGGAGCAUUGAGAGUCGGAUUGGGGAGGCGCCGAGAAGAUAUAGAGAAGAGAGAGACCCAUACACAUAUCAAAGGGAUGGAAAAUACAAUGUCAAUCCAAAAUCUUUUGAGAUGCGGGAAAAUGAUGAUGACAUAGCUUUAAGGAGAAGACCUUCUUAACUCUCUAACUAGUGCCCAUUCUUUUGUUCCUAUAUAUUGGGUGCAAUGGCAGGUAAGAAGAAAUAUCAUAAGCUGGACUUGAUGAAGUAGUGCUUUCAUUUCCAGAAGGCAGGCAUCUCAUCUCUGACCUUCAUCACUUGAUGGAUUUGAAUUUUCUACUGUGAUUUCCCUUUUUUGAGUUUUGAUGAGAUCAAGUGGUAACCCUUUUUCCCCUUCAUUUUAUACUAUUAUAUAUAUAUAUAUUUUUUUUUCGGCCAAGGGGUGAUGUAGCCUUUUGCUGGCCCUUGAAAUAUGAUCAUAUCAAUGAAAAAAAAUCAAGUUUAUUUUUGUCCUAA
Messenger RNA from Mangifera indica (mango), 4838 nucleotides. RefSeq lists its product as uncharacterized. The transcript has 4 exons. NCBI's taxonomy places the organism in Eukaryota, Viridiplantae, Streptophyta, Magnoliopsida, Sapindales, Anacardiaceae. The coding region runs from base 541 to 4503 and encodes 1320 amino acids. The record is from RefSeq and is a predicted model, not a curated record.